AUGAGCAAGCGGCCAGCCAAACGCACCAGGCACGAAGAGCCUGACAUUAACCAAGUGGCCGUUGCUCUGGCCCACAUGGCUGUCACCGAACAGACGGAAGUAGAGGCUUUGCGAGCAGAGAUCGAGCAGUGCAAGGCGGAGGCGGCAAAAUAUAAUGAAGUGGCUGGCCAUUUUAGACGCAUCAACCAAUGGCAGAAAGACUACACGGAUGCGUACUCGGCUGACAGAGACAACUGGCAGAUCCUGUUCGCUUGCAUGAAGGAGGAGCAAGGAGAUCCUGGCUGCCUUCAGGUUACCCUCCCAUUUGCGUUGGCAGAGAUAGAGAAGGAGAUUGAAAACGGCUCCUAUCCUCGGCUCUUGUUGAAUUUUUCGGACUCUGCAUACGAGGAGAUCAAGGGAAUGUGUGAGCGGAACGGUUGGAUCUCCAAGGUGGAAGCAGCUGAAGAUGACCAAGAGAACGUACAGGAGGAAUGA
Molecule: messenger RNA, 474 nt
Organism: Seminavis robusta
Lineage: Eukaryota; Bacillariophyta; Bacillariophyceae; Naviculales; Naviculaceae
Source: the annotation of a GenBank genome assembly